UUGGCUCGUCCUGAAACUCUGCAACUCUUUUCCAAUCUGCUCUCCCCUGUCCGAUCCGGCGCUUAAACUCUGGUGACGCGACUAGGAAGGUCCAAGAACAACAGUGCUCUAGUUCGCCUUUGAAUUGAUUGGAAUGUCAGGGCAGGACGGUUGGUGCAGCACCCGUUGUGCUCUGCCGUGCCUUUAGAUCAUCAAGCUGCCGUAAAAAGUUUUUUGCUCCGGUUCUGGUUCACAUGUCGUGCCCUUGCACCGCACAGUUGCACUCGUACUCCAAGGUCCUCGCAAAGAUGCGCGGUGGCUGUCGUCGCACCCGUUGCGAUCGAUGGCUGAUCCACUCGCAUGCAAUGAUGCAACACAGCAAUCCUUAUCUUCUCUGUCUCCACGCACAGUCACAGACUCACAGUACGCCUAUGCAAUAGAUGGAUACCAGACCACACACAAUCCAAACCAGUGGCAGUCCUCCUGCUUCUGCAAUCAACAGCAGGGGCAUGCUUGUCUGAACAUUCAGAGUUCUAGAUGCGGACGUAUAUUCGCUGAAUUUCUGCCCACCCUACGGUGGCUAUCCGCUCGUGAAAUCUGUGCCGGCGGCCGGCCAGACGAUGUAGCCGUCGGCCCGCAGCUAAUAAAACGUGUGGAAGGCUCGUGGACGCAGAUGGUAGCUAGGCAGCAUUCAAGUUACGAGUAGCAUCAUGCAGUUGCAACGGCGAGACAGCAAGUCAGCAACAGAGCAUGUAUGAGUGAGUACGAGCUCAGUACGACCGCCGUAAUUGGCCGGGACACACACACACACGGCCGGCUGUCUCCCUUCCGGUGAUCGUGGAUAGGAUGCCAGCCAGGGACCCCAGCGCAUUGACGCCCCGCUCGGCAUCGUGUCAGUGGCUGCUCCACAACACACAAGCCACGCCCCCAUGCCCCAUCUGCAGCUCAUUUAUAUAGCGGCCGGCCUUCGAGCGAGGCCGGCCUUCUCGUCAGGUCAAGCAGUUCCGCACUGGUCCGGUAGCUCACCUACAACAAAUCUGCAGCAGCAGCCUGCGCCGUUGCACUGUGCAAAAUUUACUCUGCUGCCUGCAGCCUCCCUUCUUCCUCAUCCUCUUCCGUUUCUUCUUCGUCCGAUCCCUCGCGAUGGCGAUGCGGGCGGAGGUGCUGUUGCUCGCCGUGGUCGUGACGGCCGCGGCCCUCCUGUCGUCGCUCGACUCGCGCAGCGACGUGCGGCUGCUGGAGAUAGGGGACGGCGACCUCGAGCUGGUCCCGCUCGACGGCGCCGCGGGGCCGGAGAGCGUCGUCUUCGACAGGGGCGGCGAGGGGCCGUACGCGGGCGUGUCGGACGGGAGAGUCCUCAGGUGGCGGCCGGAGGAGCGGCGGUGGGAGGAGCACUCCUGCUCGGCGCCGGAGCUGUUGGACAGCUGCAGAGGCUCGCAGAACCCGGGCCGGGAGGACGAGUGCGGGCGUCCACUGGGCCUCAAGUUCCACGACGAGACGGGGGAGCUGUACGUCGCGGACGCCUACCACGGGCUCAGAGUGGUUGGGCCGGAGGAGAACGUGUCCCGGCCGCUGCUGCCGCCGGAGUGGCAAGGCAGCCGCCCCUUUAGCUUCGCCAACGGCAUCGAGAUCGACUACGAAACCGGAGCCAUCUACUUCACCGAGACCAGUACAAGGUUCCGGAGAAGGGAGUUUCUGAACAUUGUUAUAUCCGGCGACAAUACCGGUAGAUUGUUGAAAUAUGACCCCAAGAGCAACGAAGUGGAAGUCUUGGUUGAUGGUCUAUCUUUUGCCAAUGGCUUGGCUAUGAGCACGGAUGGCACUUACCUUCUCCUUGCAGAAACCACAACUGGCAAAAUUCUAAGGUACUGGAUCAAGACACCAAAAGCUUCAACCCUAGAAGAAGUUGCCCAGCUACCUUGGUUUCCGGAUAACAUCAAGAUGAGCCCUAGAGGAGGGUUCUGGGUUGGUCUCCAUGCAAAGAGAGGGAAGAUCGCCGAGUGGUCGAUCUCGUACCCUUGGCUGAGGAGAUUGAUAUUGAAGCUGCCGAUGCGGCAUGUCCAACGUGCAUCCUGGCUUUUGAAUCGGCUUGGCCGUCAGGUUAUAGCGUUGAGGUUGAAUGAGGAUGGGAAAACAAUGGAGGCAAUUAGUGUUCACGGUGCUAUCCAAAAGGUUUUCAAAUCGGUUAGCGAGGUGGAAGAAAGGGAUGGGAGCCUGUGGAUAGGCUCUGUUAUGGCCCCAUUUCUUGGAGUUUACAGGUUGUAGAAGUAUUUAAAUGGUAUGGUUGAAUAUACAUCUGCAUAUAUAUGGUAGUCGUUUAAUAGAGGAAAAUAACAUUAUACGCGUGUAUAUGGUACCAUUUGCUCUAUAAUAUAGUGAAGAUUAUUAUCUACAA
This is a messenger RNA of Panicum virgatum (switchgrass), 2374 nucleotides long. Its product is annotated as protein STRICTOSIDINE SYNTHASE-LIKE 10-like. The coding region runs from base 1123 to 2244 and encodes 373 amino acids. Lineage: Eukaryota; Viridiplantae; Streptophyta; Magnoliopsida; Poales; Poaceae. Gene Ontology annotation, molecular function: strictosidine synthase activity. The record is from RefSeq and is a predicted model, not a curated record. The transcript has 3 exons. Gene Ontology annotation, biological process: biosynthetic process.